Molecule: messenger RNA, 4781 nt
Organism: Crotalus tigris (Tiger rattlesnake)
Lineage: Eukaryota; Metazoa; Chordata; Lepidosauria; Squamata; Viperidae
Gene: FBXW11
Product: F-box and WD repeat domain containing 11
Exons: 14
Coding region: 418-2412 (664 amino acids)
Molecular function (GO): protein dimerization activity
Source: RefSeq, a predicted model, not a curated record
GCCGCCCCCUAAUCAGCGGCCCGAAACCCGCUAGGCCACUUUGGGCUGGCCCUUGGCUGGGGCCGUAAGCGGCAAGACGGACCCAGGGAGUGACUCAGCAUGUCGGUAGCGCCCCGCGUGCUACUCCCGCAGCCUUGUCAUCUCUCGCGGCCAAUUCCAGGAAGGCCGCCAGGGAGGAAAGGGGUGGACCCGCGCAGCCAUCGAAGGAAGCACGCAGAGGCUUUAUUCUUCCAGCAAGUUCCGAACCCCCCCCCCAAGGGAGGGGGGAGGAGAGCCAGACAGAUCUAUGCAUGCUGGGAAACGGAGUUUUCUUAGGCCGCUCCAUCCAGAACUGGUUUUUCUGGCCGUUUUUCACCCUGCAGGGGCCGCCCAGCAUGCCGGCCUUUGUAGUCUUUUCGCGCCGGGUGGCCGCAGGGCAUGUCGGGUGCGGUGGUUCCUCGUUCCUCUGUGGCGGCGGUUGUCGCAUCUCCGCAGCCGACGAGGGCCGCGGCUGUUGUAACCGCGUCGGCUCGCUACCUCACUUCCUCUUCCGGGCGCGCGGCCGAGGAGGAGGCGGUGGUGGUGGUGGCGGCGGCGACGGCGGGUCAGUCGGUCGAUCUGUCGGAGCCGGCGACGGCUCUCCUCCUUUUCCGCCUCCUCUCCGGGCCGAGGGGGUCAACUACGGGGUUUUCUCUCCCCCUUGCCGAGGAGGAGCCGUUUUCGCCACAGCCGCCGCGCGCGAUGGAGCCGGAGUCGGUGAUCGAGGAUAAGACCAUCGAGUUGAUGUGUUCUGUGCCAAGGUCUUUGUGGCUAGGCUGCUCCAACCUGGUAGAGAGCAUGUGCGCACUGAGAUGCCUGCAGAGCAUGCCCAGUGUCAGAUGUCUCCAGAACACGUCAGUAAUGGAGGAUCAGAAUGAAGAUGAGUCUCCAAAGAAAAACACAUUGUGGCAGAUAAGCAAUGGAACUUCAUCUGUAAUAGUCUCAAGGAAGCGACCAUCUGAAGGAAACUACGAAAAGGAAAAAGACUUGUGUAUUAAGUAUUUUGACCAGUGGUCUGAAUCAGAUCAGGUUGAAUUUGUGGAACACCUCAUUUCACGAAUGUGUCACUAUCAGCAUGGACAUAUUAAUUCCUACUUAAAGCCCAUGCUGCAAAGGGAUUUUAUCACUGCUUUACCAGAACAAGGCUUAGAUCACAUAGCAGAAAAUAUCCUCUCCUACCUAGAUGCCAGAUCACUCUGUGCAGCUGAAUUGGUUUGUAAGGAAUGGCAGCGGGUUAUUUCAGAAGGAAUGCUUUGGAAGAAGCUUAUUGAGAGAAUGGUACGAACUGAUCCACUCUGGAAGGGGCUCUCAGAAAGGAGGUGCUGGGAUCAGUACCUGUUUAAAAACAGACCCACCGAUGGCCCUCCUAAUUCAUUUUAUAGGUCACUGUAUCCAAAGAUAAUACAAGAUAUAGAGACAAUAGAAUCUAACUGGCGAUGUGGAAGGCACAACUUACAAAGAAUCCAGUGCCGCUCUGAAAAUAGUAAAGGUGUUUACUGUUUACAAUAUGACGAUGAGAAGAUUAUAAGCGGCCUAAGGGAUAACUCCAUUAAGAUAUGGGAUAAAACCGGAUUGGAAUGUUUGAAAGUAUUAACAGGACAUACUGGCUCCGUUCUUUGUCUACAAUAUGAUGAAAGAGUAAUUGUAACUGGAUCGUCUGACUCUACUGUCAGAGUCUGGGAUGUGAAUACAGGCGAAGUCUUGAACACUUUAAUUCAUCAUAAUGAAGCAGUGCUUCACUUGCGCUUUAGUAAUGGUUUAAUGGUGACCUGUUCAAAGGACCGGUCUAUUGCUGUUUGGGACAUGGCUUCAGCAACUGACAUCACUUUGCGCCGAGUAUUAGUUGGCCAUCGGGCUGCUGUUAAUGUUGUGGACUUUGAUGAUAAAUAUAUUGUAUCUGCUUCUGGAGAUAGGACCAUUAAAGUCUGGAGUACAAGCACAUGUGAAUUUGUUCGCACUCUUAAUGGGCACAAAAGGGGUAUUGCCUGCCUCCAGUAUAGGGAUCGACUUGUUGUGAGUGGAUCAUCAGAUAAUACCAUUAGACUUUGGGACAUUGAAUGUGGAGCAUGUUUAAGAGUGCUAGAAGGACAUGAAGAGCUGGUUAGAUGUAUACGAUUUGAUAACAAAAGGAUUGUAAGCGGAGCUUAUGAUGGCAAAAUCAAAGUUUGGGACCUGCAAGCUGCUCUUGAUCCUCGAGCUCCAGCAAGCACACUAUGCUUACGUACAUUGGUGGAACACUCUGGACGCGUGUUUAGACUCCAAUUUGAUGAAUUUCAAAUUAUUAGUAGUUCCCACGAUGACACCAUUUUGAUUUGGGAUUUUUUAAAUGUGCCUCCCAAUGCACAAAAUGAAACCCGCUCUCCAUCCAGAACGUACACCUACAUCUCCAGAUAACACUCUGUAAUUUACGGUUCUCCAAGGAUUCUACAGUCUUUGAACUACGGGACAUUUGGCUAUCACACAUCUGAAGACAAUAGCCGCAGCUAAAGUUGGAAGUGGUUUUAGGUGCUGUGUAGAUGUAAAGCAGCACAAGUCUUUCUCUCAAUGUAACUUUUUCCAGUCCUCCUCCACUCAGUGGUCUCUUAAGGAAUUGACUAGGAAUUCACUGAGUUCAGCCCCUCCCUCACCUCAGUGCAAGAUCCAAAGCUUCAUGAGUAAAUUGCCCAUAUACACUGAACCCAUGGCUUGUUUUUCCAGGAGUAAAUCAGAUGUCAAGGAUGGACUUGACCUAAUUUAUAUUUGCUUUGCACUUUUGUCUGACUCUGAAGAAGAAAAACAUUCUCAGUGAAAUGUGGGUGCCAAACGCAUAACCCAGAAUGUACAGAGCUUUGUUUUCAAAAAUCACCUCAUCCCGCAGCUUUUACAUUUCACGAUUAAUGCGGAUCCUGCUGUGUUUGCUCAGAGUCUCAGUUGGACUGGUAGAAAUACUUCGGAAUGGUUCAGUAACCUUUUGGACAAUAAUUUACUUAUUUCUGCACCUGUAAUUUGCUUUAAUUUAAAGAUUGUAAAUUGGGCUAGAUUAUCAAAACUAGAUGUACAGCAUUGUCUUUUCUUUAACUUGUACUCUGUACUACAACUGUCUUUCUCUUCCUCUAAUGUUUGGUAUAGUCAGAUCUUUCCUGUGCGCUUGCCUCAUUCUUACCAAUACUGUACCUGUAUAAGCAUGUAGAUAUAAUGUACAUAAAACAUUGUAACCUCCAAGGGCUGGGAGUUGGGGCCUUCUGAUGCUGUAUACAGAUGCCAAGGGAGAUGCUUUUAAGUACCCAGGCAUUCUUACUACUGGCGCCAUAUGGAGUUGGGAUGUAUUAGAAACAUUCUUCUGUGAAAGGGAGAGCGUUGGCAUUCAUUAGGAUUUUCUUUUUUUAAUUGGGAGGACAUAUCUUAAUAUUAACUUCUAAACAUAAGACCUUUUUAUUUUUUAAAAAAAGCUAAAAUUUCUUUCACUAUUCCACAAUACAAUAUUUGCAAAUCAUCUUGAAACCACUGUCUAAAGUUGAAGAGACAUCAACCCUAUAAAUAUCUGUUUGAAUUGUCCGUGAUUUCCAUGCCAGUAUGCUGAAUUGGAAGAUGAAUUGUUAUUCAAUUGAGACCUUAGAGGAGAUGAUUGGUGUACCUUACCAUUUAUUUGGAGUGACCUAGCAGGAAAUGGCACAGUGGGUUUUUUUCUAAGUAUGACUGGCCAUGACUAUUAAUUCAGUAUCUCCCUAUACAAAAAACAUACUCCUUUGAAAUUAUUGUCUCCAUGUUUUUAAAUUAUUGCUCUGCAAGAUUGUUCAAUAGCUUCUCUUAAUGUUCUUUAGAAGUUAUUAAUAAAUAAAAAUACUGGUUGGUCCAGGAGCAAUUGUUGGCAUGGAUGUGGGUGAUAUCAUAUGGUAGUCUAUCUGCUUUCCUUUUACUGCCACUGCUGAUCCCCCCCUCUCUUAUCCCUGCCCCCUUUUUUGGUUGAGGGGUCAAGGAAUAUUGAUACCAAUAUAAAUGACCAAUGAAUGAAUUUUGCUUAUUUAGUGGAACAGCUUACGGUUGGCUAUUUCACUUGCACACCACCUAGUUUGUCUGUCAAAUAAAAAAUGAAAGCACAUGCCGGAUGUGAGAAGGUACAACUUGAGCUGCUUCUGGUUUCCACUCUUCACCUCUGUUGAGCUCCUAACUUCUUCUGAACACGGAAAAAAAGAUACUACAUGGAUCUGAUCCAAUCUACAAAACCCUUAAGAGGACACUUUCCCAUAUCAGAUGUUGAGAUGGGCCACAGUUACAGAAAUGGUUUUGCCUCUUCCCCCCAUCCCCAUGUCACCUAACAGCUGCAACACGAAAGACUUGAUAUUGCAGCCCUGAAAAUAAAAGGUAUUUACGGACAACCAUCCAUUUUUAAUGCAUGUGUAAGAUGAAAUUCAUGUUUUCCCAUGGGAAAUGAUGGUAUUUGAAGAUGCAGCCUAAACUACUUUUGAUUGUGCUUGGUGUAACGUAGCCGUGGAAUUCGUAACUGACACCCGAGGAGCUUGACUCCUGGGAUGAAUGAUAGUACCGGCUGUACUCUGGACUUUGUUUUGCUAAUCAUUGCUGAACAGCUGUAUGUUACUGCUAGAUUAAUGUUUCAAAGCACUGGGAUAGUCUUAUUCUAACUUGUAAUUAUGUUUGCCAGUUACCUGUUUGGAAAGUUUGUGUAUGAACAGCUUAUCGGACAACUGUUAAAAUGUACAGAUAUUGUUGAUGAUAUAAGGCUUUGUACUGUGGAAUGUGCUUAAUAAAAAAACCCUCUAAAUUUA